AUGUUAAGAAUCAGAUCACUUCUAAAUAGUAGACGUGCCUUUUCAUCCACCGUUCGGGCACUAACCAUAAAUAAGUCACAUGAUGUAGUCAUCAUCGGUGGUGGGCCUGCUGGUUACGUAGCAGCCAUCAAAGCUGCUCAAUUGGGGUUCAACACCGCAUGUGUGGAGAAAAGAGGUAAAUUGGGUGGUACCUGUCUUAACGUUGGAUGUAUUCCCUCCAAAGCCCUAUUAAAUAACUCUCAUUUGUACCACCAAAUGCACACAGAAGCGCAAAAAAGAGGUAUUGAUAUCACCGGUGAUGUCAAGAUCAACGUAGCCAGCUUCCAAAAGGCCAAAGAUGAUGCCGUUAAGCAGUUAACUGGAGGUAUCGAGCUUUUGUUCAAGAAGAAUAAGGUCACUUACUAUAAAGGUAAUGGCUCAUUUGAAGAUGAAACCAAGAUCAAAGUGACACCCAUCGAAGGACUAGAAGGCACUGUUAAGGAAGAUCACAUACUAGAUGUUAAAAAUAUCAUAAUCGCUACAGGCUCUGAAGUCACGCCAUUCCCAGGCAUUGAAAUAGACGAAGAGAAGAUUGUCUCUUCAACAGGGGCCCUUUCACUGAAGGAAAUCCCCAAAAGAUUAACCAUCAUCGGUGGUGGUAUUAUCGGACUGGAAAUGGGGUCGGUUUACUCCAGAUUAGGCUCUAAAGUCACUGUAGUGGAAUUUCAGCCUCAAAUCGGUGCCUCUAUGGAUGGUGAAGUCGCCAAGGCCACUCAAAAGUUCUUGAAAAAGCAGGGUUUGGACUUCAAGCUAAGCACCAAGGUCAUCUCCGCCAAGAGAAACGACGACAAGAACGUCGUUGAGAUCGUUGUAGAAGAUACUAAGACAAACAAACAAGAGAAUCUGGAAGCCGAGGUCCUGUUAGUUGCUGUUGGUAGAAGACCUUACAUAGCCGGUUUAGAUGCUGAAAAGAUUGGUCUAGAAGUAGACAAGAGAGGCCGUUUAGUUAUUGACGACCAAUUCAGUUCUAAGUUCCCACACAUUAAGGUCGUGGGAGACGUAACAUUCGGCCCAAUGUUGGCUCACAAAGCUGAAGAAGAAGGCAUUGCGGCAGUGGAGAUCUUGAAGACUGGUCACGGCCAUGUUAACUAUAAUAACAUCCCCUCAGUGAUGUAUUCUCACCCAGAAGUAGCAUGGGUUGGUAAAACCGAAGAACAAUUGAAGGAGGCCGGUAUUGAAUAUAAAAUAGGUAAGUUCCCCUUUGCUGCCAAUUCGAGAGCUAAGACAAAUCAAGAUACCGAAGGUUUUGUGAAGAUUUUGAUUGACGCCAAGACCGAGCGUAUUUUAGGGGCCCACAUAGUUGGUCCAAAUGCUGGUGAGAUGAUUGCUGAAGCCGGUCUAGCCCUGGAAUACGGUGCUUCCGCUGAAGAUGUCGCUAGAGUCUGUCAUGCUCAUCCUACUUUGUCCGAGGCAUUCAAGGAAGCUAAUAUGGCCGCCUAUGAUAAAGCUAUUCAUUGUUGA
Messenger RNA from Saccharomyces kudriavzevii IFO 1802, 1500 nucleotides. RefSeq names its product dihydrolipoyl dehydrogenase (gene LPD1). Bases 1 to 1500 code for a protein of 499 amino acids. NCBI's taxonomy places the organism in Eukaryota, Fungi, Ascomycota, Saccharomycetes, Saccharomycetales, Saccharomycetaceae. The transcript has a single exon. Gene Ontology annotation, molecular function: dihydrolipoyl dehydrogenase (NADH) activity; flavin adenine dinucleotide binding. The record is from RefSeq and is a predicted model, not a curated record. Gene Ontology annotation, cellular component: mitochondrion; oxoglutarate dehydrogenase complex.